AGAGAGAGAGAGAGAGAGAGCCACAUAAAUAUUAUCCCCAUAAUAUCAAAUAUUAGACAAAGAGACCAUAAUGGCAUUAUCCUUGUCUUCCACAACUGCAAUUACAUGCUCCAAGCUCCAUGACAAUUCAAGCCUUCAAUUCAACCCCUCAAACACCUACAAACGAAGUUCAAAUGCAGUGAACGUCAAAUGUGCAUCGACAGAGCCACCGGCAGCAGGGGCUGGAUCGGCGGGGAGGAAAUCCAAGCUUGAGAUAGGCUCUCCUAUCAUCGUAGUUGAGGCUCCAAGAAUGAUAAAAACCGCAGCAUCGGUUCCAUGCCUCAGGGUCAACUCCGGCUUGGUCAAACCCGGUGAUGUUGGAAGAAUUGUGUCAAGAAAGCCUAAGGAUGUGUGGGCAGUACGGCUUUCAAUUGGCACUUAUCUCAUUGAUGGCAAAUACUUCAAGCCCUUAGAGUUAGAGCUUGACUCAUAGAUGUUGUAUUUUUACCUACUCAUUUCAUAGUGCCACAAAUCUCUGUUUUAAUUCCUUUUCCAUAAUGUUAAAAGGAAAACCAUCUGAGACUCUUCCUAGUACGCCAAAAAAGAAGAGGGAAUAUUUACUAUUCUUCUAUCUCCUAAAUGUUCUUCGCUAUCUCGUGCCUUUACCAGGAAUAUUUGAUAACUUUGCAAGAGAGAGUGUAUACCAGUCUUAUUUAAUACACGUUGUUUGCCCUUUUA
This is a messenger RNA of Prunus avium (sweet cherry), 717 nucleotides long. RefSeq names its product DUF3148 family protein (gene CRR42). Gene Ontology annotation, biological process: NADH dehydrogenase complex (plastoquinone) assembly. Lineage: Eukaryota; Viridiplantae; Streptophyta; Magnoliopsida; Rosales; Rosaceae. The record is from RefSeq and is a predicted model, not a curated record.